AUGGUGUAUGAGACGGCAUUCUACGAUAUUUUGGGCGUACAGCCCAGUUGCACACCGGAAGAGCUAAAGAAAGCGUACCGGAAGCUGGCCCUCAAAUACCACCCGGACAAGAACCCGAACGAGGGUGAGAAAUUUAAGCAAAUUUCGAUGGCGUACGAGGUACUGUCCGAUCCGGAGAAGAAAGCCAUCUACGAUGAAGGUGGCGAGGCUGCCAUCAAGCAGGGUACCGGUGGUGGUGGUGGUUUCCACAGCCCAAUGGAUAUUUUCCACAUGUUCUUCAACGGAGGCUUUACCGGACGCAAAAGCGAGCGCAAGUCAUCGAACUUGAUUCACACGCUUGCCGUCACCCUGGAGGAGCUGUACACUGGAACAAAGAGGAAGCUGGCGUUACAGAAGAACGUCAUCUGCGAAACGUGCGAGGGUAUCGGUGGCAAGCGGGGUGCAUCACAGAAAUGUGCCCCGUGCCGGGGGACGGGUGUGAUAACGAAGGUGCAGAAAAUCGCCCCCGGGCUGGUGCAGCAGUGCGAGGAACGGUGCCGAAACUGUCGUGGGCUGGGCGAAACGAUCGACGACAAGGACCGGUGCAAGGAGUGCAAUGGGCGCAAAACCGUGCGGAUCCGUAAAUUGCUCGAGGUGGAAGUAGUAAAGGGCAUGAUGGAUGAGCAGCGGAUCGUGCUGAAGGGCGAAGGUGACCAGGAACCGGACUACCGGCCGGGUGACAUUGUGCUAGUGCUGGAGGAGAAACCGCACCCGAUAUUUAAGCGCACCGGGCAGGAUCUGCUAGCGAAUGUAGAGCUACAACUAUCCGAAGCGCUGUGUGGGUUCCGGAAGGUGAUAAAGACGCUAGACGGGCGCGAUAUUGUCAUCCAGACGUAUCCGGGUGAGGUGGUGAAGCACUGUUCGACCAAGUGCGUCAUGGGUGAAGGUAUGCCACUGGUAAACUCGCCGACGGAGAAGGGACGGUUGAUCAUACAGUUCGUCGUCGAAUUUCCGGACACGCUACCGCCGGAGAUAGUGCCUGAAAUUCGCAAGUGUCUGCCGUACCCGCCGCCGGAACCCAUCCCGGAGGACUUCGAGGAAGUUGACUUGGUGGAUUUAACAGAGGCCCAGUACCAAACGAGGUACGAUGAAGAUGAGGAGGACAGUCAAGAUUCCGGCCGGCUGCCAGGUGGCCACGAACGAGUACAUGUGCAGUCGUGCAACUCGAGUUAA
Messenger RNA from Anopheles marshallii, 1212 nucleotides. RefSeq names its product dnaJ homolog subfamily A member 4-like. Gene Ontology annotation, cellular component: cytosol; cytoplasm. The coding region runs from base 1 to 1212 and encodes 403 amino acids. Gene Ontology annotation, molecular function: ATP binding; Hsp70 protein binding. Gene Ontology annotation, biological process: response to heat; protein refolding. The transcript is spliced from 3 exons. The record is from RefSeq and is a predicted model, not a curated record. NCBI's taxonomy places the organism in Eukaryota, Metazoa, Arthropoda, Insecta, Diptera, Culicidae.